CACAGCUUUAACUAACGAGUACACGCUAUCGAGUUUGCUCUUCUCUGGGUCUACCCAGUCCUUGUAAAUGGAAAUAACAUUAACACGGUUGUAAUAACGUAAAUGAAUUGUUUUUCUGGCAGAUUUCUUGGGCUCUGUCUGAGGCCUUUGGAAUCAGAAUCUCUGAGGUUGGCACCCAGAAAUCUAGGGCACUUUUAAACUGAGUUUUUGGGUGCUCCUCAAUAUUUGAGAAACCUAAUUCUGGAAAGGGGGGCGGACAGAGAGACACUGCAAAUUAUUUUUAUGCUUUUUCAAUGGUGGUAGGGCUAUGGACUUUGCCUGUGUGUGUUUCAGUAUUUUCCAAAUAAAACAAUAGGAAUCAGGGGUCCUGACACUUUGGCAGUCCCACUUAGUAUGGGGCAGAAGACGUCUAGUCUGACCCUCUCUUCCUUCCCCCAGACCUUUCGCAAACGCCCGGCCCAUACAUUUGUUUGCCCCAGAAAACUCUUGUGGUUAAUGAGUCACAGAAAAAAAGGAAUUGAAACUUAUAAGUGAAAGCGACAAGAGUUAAAGAAUGGGUAAGGGAGGGGCGCACCGGACUCUCCACCAACAGCGAAGUCGGGAGGCACGCCAAUACUUCCGGCGACGCUACCAAAAUAUUGGGCACAUUUCUCCCAAAAUACCACCCAUCACUCCCACAUCACCCACCAAGAAACUUCGUGUCUCAGUCACCUCGCAAACCGGGAAGUGGGCAGUGAACAGGGCUUAGUCUCCGGGGGAAGCAAACGGAGCCGCAGGACGCCUGGGUCCACACGGGUCCCCAGAGAUGUCUCCCCCACCACUGCUGCUGCUGCUACUGUUGCUGACCAUGGAGCCCACUGAGGCCACGUUGAUCCGGAUCCCACUUCGCAGAGUCUACACUGGACUCAGGGCCGUGAACCCACUGAGGGGAUGGGAUAAGCCGGCAGAGCCCCCCGGGUCGGGGGCUCCAUCCCCUGGGGACAAGGACUUCUUUGUGCCUCUCUCCAACUACAUGAACGUCCAGUAUUACGGGGAAAUUGGGCUGGGAACGCCCCCACAAAACUUCUCUGUCGUCUUUGACACUGGUUCCUCCAAUCUCUGGGUCCCGUCCGUGAGAUGCCACUUCUUCAGUCUGCCCUGCUGGCUGCACCACCGCUUCAACCCCAAAGCCUCCAGCUCCUUCCGGCCCAAUGGGACCAAGUUUGCCAUUCAAUACGGAACUGGCCGCCUAGACGGCAUCCUGAGUGAGGACAAGCUGACUAUUGGGGGAAUCACAGGUGCAUCGGUGAUUUUUGGGGAGGCUCUGCGGGAGCCCAGCCUGGUCUUCACAUUCGCCCACUUCGAUGGGGUAUUGGGCCUCGGUUUUCCCGUUCUGGCUGUGGGAGGAGUUCGGCCCCCGCUGGAUAGACUGGUGGACCAGGGGCUUCUGGAUAAGCCUGUCUUCUCCUUCUACCUCAACAGGGACCCUGAGGCAGCUGACGGAGGAGAGCUGGUCCUGGGCGGCUCGGACCCAGCACACUACAUUCCACCCCUCACCUUCGUGUCAGUCACGAUCCCUGCCUACUGGCAGAUCCACAUGGAGAGUGUGGAGGUUGGCACAGGGCUGACUCUUUGCGCCUGGGGCUGUGCUGCCAUUCUGGACACAGGCACGUCUCUCAUCACGGGACCCACUGAGGAGAUCCGGGCCCUGCAGGCAGCCACUGGGGGAGUCCCCCUGCUAAUGGGGGAGGUGAGGACCUGGUGUCUGGUGGGUGUGGUCUGGGGAGGCUAAUAGGGAUUUUAAUGGUGGACAUUGGGCAGGGUGCUCCAGCCUGCGGGUGGGAAUCGCAUGGCUAAGAGGUGUGCACGGGCUGAAAGCACUGGACCUUGUGAGUGAGAGGCCGGGGGUGAGUGAGAGGAAGCGAGGACACCUCCCAAGUGUCUACUCUAAGUGACUCCGCGGACAGGACCGGAUGAGAGUGAGUAAACUUAUAAUUAGUAUAAGACUAAUUACGUACACCUAUAGGCCCAGUAUGGUCCGUGGGCCACCAGUCUUUGAUUUUCAAUUAGAGGAAAAGAGGUUUUGAUCAAAUGGGAGUCUAGGGGAAGUGGCAACAACUAUAUAGGAGUGACGGAGAAGCCAAUAAGGCCACAGAAGACAGCAGAGCCUUGUGUGGUCAACACAAGGCCCUGAAUACCUAGCUGCCCAAAAUGGACAUUUCCCUGUUGCAUUGGGGAGCCACGGAAUUUGAGCAGAGAAGG
Molecule: messenger RNA, 2241 nt
Organism: Kogia breviceps (pygmy sperm whale)
Lineage: Eukaryota; Metazoa; Chordata; Mammalia; Artiodactyla; Physeteridae
Gene: NAPSA
Product: napsin A aspartic peptidase
Biological process (GO): proteolysis
Cellular component (GO): lysosome
Molecular function (GO): aspartic-type endopeptidase activity
Source: RefSeq, a predicted model, not a curated record